ACUCUUGCUUUGACAGGCAAAGUGGCCAGAAAGGCAAGGACACACAGCUAGACAUUUCCCCCUGUUUGGUAGCAAUCGAUACAAUCACUUACACCACCAAGAAAACACGACCAGCUCAAAGCAAUUUUCUCAAGGUGAGAGGCCAAAGAAACAACAAAAUUGCCAGUAUCAGAAGCCUCAAUUCCCAAUGUAAGGAUUCCCAAGGUUGUACAGAAAGUAAUGAAUAUCAAUUCUGCUGCAAUAUUAUUUACCUCCUAGGAGAAAACACUCUCCAGCUCACACUCAGGCUCAAAUGACCAAAACUUCACAGGGAAGAAAAAUGCAAGGCAGAAAGCAAAUCAGGGAAAGAGGUCUGUUCAGCAGCAAUAUCUGUGUCACAUACCUCAUUUCUCUUUAGCACCCUGCUGUGGGAAGCUUGGCAGAAAUGAAGAUGGUCUCGGUGCUGCUGCUGCUGCUGAGCAGCCUCCUGGGUACCCCCGCGGUGCCUUCCCAGCGCCCUUCUUGUUACAAGAGGGCCCUCAAGGACCACAGCUGUCACACCAUCCCCGAAAGCAAGGAGAACCUCCGACACAUCCACGAUGGUCUGCGAGAUCACUUCUGGGAAGGGAAGGGCUGUGAGGUGAUCUGUUACUGCAACUUGAAUGAAUUGCUCUGCUGCCCGAAGGAUAUUUUCUUUGGACCAAAGAUAUCUUUUGUGAUCCCCUGCAACAGUCAAUGAUUCAAGUCUGCAAAUGAAGAUAACAGACAUCAUUCUACGAUCAUGUAAUAAAGUUUUCAAGGGAAAAAACAGAACUACCAACAAAAAAAAAAAAUCCUUUCUAACCACAAGUCAUUGCCUCACUUUACACUGCAGAAAGAAUUUCCUUUCUAUACCUUUAUGGGAUAUCAAAUAUUCAAGAAGUUUUCUUUUCAAAUCCAAUAGCUGAGACAAUUUCCAUAAAACCAUUUCCAUGGUUUAACAGACUGUACAAGCUCUUAAUGUAUCCCAAUAGGCAUUCCCCAGGAAAAAAGCAUAACUCUUCUUACUUAGCACAAUAUCCUUGGCUAGUAUGGACCAAGAAACUUCAAGCUUAAGUCUUCAUGUUGUUAGGAACAUGACUCUCAGAGCAACUUAUGGCAGUGAAGCUUCCUAUUCCAUUAUUGCCAUCACACUUUUAAUGCUGUUUUAACCUGAAGCCACUCAGUUCCUGGCACUUGGGGAGAGAGGCUCUCAUGUUCUCUUUAGGCAUCUUAAAAUACAUGCACAUAUAAAACACAUCUAUUUCCAUAUUCACUGGAAUAAAAGAAAUAUUAAAAGUUGACAUUAACAGUACUAAAGCACACUUGGGUCUUAUGUUUAACUGAUCACCUGCCUUGACUAUGCAGUCUCAAAACCCUUAAACUGCUUAAUCUUAGCACUGAACGUCUAAAAAUAUCAGAACAACAGGUUUUUUAAUCAAGCUGUUUGAAAUACAGUACCACAAAAUUAAGUUAAAAUGCUGGCUUUUGUAGGCUAGCCCUGUAAGGCAAUAGCUACAGAACACACAGAGAUAAUCAUCUGAAUUUUUAAGAGGUAUUGUGAUAGAUAUGUAUCUAUGAGCUUGCAGAUACAAAGAGACAUAAAUUUUUGACCAUUUUUGUUAUAUGGCAAUCUGUAUUGGCAGGUGCUGAGAGGUGACCACAUCAUUUUAAGCAGAGUAACCUGAACAAGCCAGGCUUACAGGCAGCAAGCCUGACUUGCUGCCUUACACGUAUAAACUCUUUAGCUAUCAAGUCAGUCACAUGGGAAGUGUGCAGUACUGAAGGAACUGUGCAGUCCUGUCUACUCCAAAAAUGCAGUGUUCAUCUCAGCCUUACACACUGAACCAAACUGCUACCACCAGUUUACCAUACUUACUUCAUGUGUCAGUAUGAAAUAUCAUGACUGUUUUUCUUCUUGUUAGUAAACAAGGGUUGGAUAUUGGGUGAGGGGAUGAUUAUACACAGCCAAUAAUAAAUGUUUCAAGUAAAUCUGUGUAUUAUUUUUGCCCUAAUGACUGUUAAACCGUUUGCACCACCAGGCUUUUCAAGCCUCAUUUGUGUAAUUAUUCAAGCAAAUUAGAGUAAUUUGGACUUCCUACCAAAUAACCAA
Poecile atricapillus (Black-capped chickadee) is the source of this 2110-nucleotide messenger RNA. RefSeq names its product stimulator of chondrogenesis 1 (gene SCRG1). The record is from RefSeq and is a predicted model, not a curated record. The transcript is spliced from 2 exons. Bases 425 to 718 code for a protein of 97 amino acids. NCBI's taxonomy places the organism in Eukaryota, Metazoa, Chordata, Aves, Passeriformes, Paridae.